Molecule: messenger RNA, 636 nt
Organism: Aspergillus calidoustus
Lineage: Eukaryota; Fungi; Ascomycota; Eurotiomycetes; Eurotiales; Aspergillaceae
Source: the annotation of a GenBank genome assembly
AUGAAUCCUACUGACAGCUCCAGCGACCAUGAAAUCAUUCAACUUUACUCACACCUCCUACGCCUGUCGCCGAAAGAAAAGACAACCCGGCUCCUCCUUGCGACGCUCAAGAAUCUCCUAUCCUCCAACCGCACUAGCCUCCUCCCGGUUGCGGUAUUUGUACGCUUACCCGCUUUGCUGUCGAACCUCUCGGGCCGACACUUGACCGAUCCGGACCUCCUCGAGGACCUGAAAUAUCUGUCCGAGAUUCUUGAGGAGUACACCAAAACACAAACAACCUUCGAUCAGUACGCCGCGGAGCUACAGUCGGGUCAUUUGCGGUGGUCACCACCACACAGGAACCCCACAUUCUGGAAGGAGAACGCGCGCCGGAUCCUGGAUGAAUCCAACGGUGCUCUCCCAAAGAAACUGGCCGAGAUCAUCUCAAAGGCGUGGGAGAACGACAAGCAGGUUCUUGCCAUUGCUUGCAACGACGUUGGACAUCUGGUCAAAGAGCUGCCUGAACGGCGGGCGCAGCUAGAGAAGCUUGGACUGAAGACCCGGGUGAUGGAGUUGAUGGCUGACAAGGAUGAAUCCGUACGAUGGGAGAGCUUGCGGGCAGUGGGAGAGUGGCUCCGUUAUACCUUUGAUGAUUGA